This is a messenger RNA of Hippocampus comes (tiger tail seahorse), 2421 nucleotides long. RefSeq names its product CTP synthase 1b (gene ctps1b). Gene Ontology annotation, molecular function: identical protein binding; CTP synthase activity. Gene Ontology annotation, cellular component: cytoophidium; cytoplasm. NCBI's taxonomy places the organism in Eukaryota, Metazoa, Chordata, Actinopteri, Syngnathiformes, Syngnathidae. The record is from RefSeq and is a predicted model, not a curated record. Gene Ontology annotation, biological process: pyrimidine nucleobase biosynthetic process; CTP biosynthetic process. The transcript has 18 exons. Bases 155 to 1954 code for a protein of 599 amino acids.
CGGUGGGAAGUGUAGCCGAAGAAGAACGUCCAGGAAAGUCAGCUUGUCCUGCACGUGUUGUUGUCAGCGUGCAAAACAGCCCUCGGAUACAAACCAAAAGGCUCAAAUAACGCAGAUAAACGCAUCGCAUCCAUUCGACUCCACACGACUGUUGAUGUGUAGUCGCUUGAUCUCCUAUGCCACUAUGAAGUACAUCCUAGUCACCGGCGGUGUGAUUUCCGGCAUCGGCAAGGGCAUCAUCGCCAGCAGCGUGGGCACUCUCCUCAAGUCAUGCGGCCUUCACGUCACAGCCAUCAAAAUUGACCCGUACAUCAACAUAGACGCCGGCACUUUCUCGCCUUAUGAGCACGGUGAGGUUUUUGUGCUGGAUGAUGGCGGUGAGGUGGAUCUGGACUUGGGCAACUACGAGCGUUUCCUGGAUAUCCGCUUGACGAGGGACAAUAACCUGACCACGGGGAAGAUCUACCAGUCGGUCAUCAACAAGGAGAGGAGAGGAGACUACCUGGGCAAGACCGUGCAAGUGGUUCCUCACAUCACCGAUGCGAUCCAGGAGUGGGUGAUGAAUCAGGCCAAGGUUCCCGUGGACGGGGAUGGCGUCGAGCCUCAAGUUUGUGUCAUAGAGCUGGGGGGCACGGUGGGAGACAUCGAGAGCAUGCCGUUCAUUGAGGCCUUCAGGCAGUUCCAGUUCAAGGUGAAGAGGGAGAACUUCUGCAACAUCCACGUGAGCCUCGUGCCGCAGCCAAACACGACAGGAGAGCAGAAAACCAAGCCGACACAGAACAGCGUGCGGGAGCUCAGAGGCCUCGGCUUGUCUCCCGACCUGAUCAUGUGCCGCUGCGCAACGCCCUUGGAAACGGCGGUGAAGGAGAAGAUAUCCAUGUUUUGUCACGUGGAGCCCACGCAGGUGAUCUGUGUCCAUGACGUGUCUUCGGUCUACCGAGUGCCUCUGCUGCUGGAGGACCAGGGAGUUGUUAGCUACUUCUGCCACAGGCUCAACCUGCCCGUGGAGAUGAGGCCCAGGAAAAUGCUCUCCAAAUGGAAGGAGAUGGCCGAGAGAUCCGACCGUCUGCUGCAGCACGUUUCCAUCGCGCUGGUGGGCAAAUACACAAAGCUGUCAGACUCGUACACGUCCGUCAUCAAGGCCCUGGAGCACUCGGCGCUCGCCAUCAGUCACAAGCUGGAAGUCAAGUACAUAGACUCGGCCGACCUGGAGCAGGUCACUUUGCAGGAGGAACCGGUGAAAUAUCACGAGGCCUGGCAAAAACUCUGCAGUUCCGAUGGCGUGUUGGUGCCUGGUGGUUUUGGUGUGAGAGGGACAGAAGGCAAGAUGUUGGCAAUAAACUGGGCAAGAAAACAGAAUAAACCCUUCCUAGGCGUGUGUCUGGGCAUGCAGCUGGCUGUUUGCGAGUUCGCUCGCAACGUUCUCGGCUGGGAAGACGCCAACUCCACGGAGUUCAACCCGGACUCCAAGUACCCUGUGGUGAUCGACAUGCCAGAGCAUAACCCGGGCCAGAUGGGAGGCACGAUGCGGCUCGGCCUGAGGCGAACCAUCUUCAAAACCAAAAACAGUGUGCUGAGAAAACUCUACGGAGACGUGGACCACGUUGACGAGCGGCACAGACACCGAUUUGAGGUGAACCCUGAGCUCAAGCGCCACUUUGAAGAGAAAGGGCUUCAGUUUGUCGGCCAGGACGUGGAGGGGGAGCGGAUGGAGAUCAUUCAGUUGGAGGAACAUUGCUACUUCAUCGGAGUGCAGUAUCACCCCGAGUUCACUUCCAGGCCCAUCAAACCGUCUCCGCCCUACUUCGGCCUCCUUCUGGCUUCCGCCGGAAAACUCCAGAGCUACCUGGCUAAGGGUUGCCGGCUGUCUCCACGGGAUACAUACAGCGACCGCAGCGGAGGCAGCUCUCCCGACGUCGACAUCGCCGAGCUCAAGUUCCCGUCCUUGUCGUGAGGCCGGAGGCGGCGCAGCGCCGAGUAUUAGACAAAAGUGCCACACAGAACUAAUUUUCAAGCUAUUGGGUACAAUAUACUUUUAUUUAUACUCUACGGUGAAAUAUGUAAAGCUUCGAGGGACGUCUUAAAUAAAAGUUUUUGUUAGUAAAAGAUGUGCUUCUUAUGAGCUGCAGCACAGCGUUUUAUGUCAGGGAUAGAAGAGUGAUAAAAAGGCAGUUUAUCACGUGUUGGGCUUUAAAAUGGUUUUACAUAAAUGAAUGAGUUUGCAUUGACAAAAGGUCCUACAAGGUCGUUGGUUGUCUUGCAAACUACUCCAGUCUGUUUCCGUAAUGCAGUUUUAUGUACAAAUCAAACACUAACAUUGAGUGUACUGUAUAUACAAACAUUGUGUAAUAGUAGUGUAUGAACACACAAAAACAGUUUGAUCACCUCUGCCUUGAUGAAAUAAAGAAACAGUCUCAGUGU